Eucalyptus grandis is the source of this 614-nucleotide messenger RNA. RefSeq names its product 5'-3' exoribonuclease 4-like. The record is from RefSeq and is a predicted model, not a curated record. The coding region runs from base 208 to 489 and encodes 93 amino acids. Gene Ontology annotation, cellular component: nucleus. Gene Ontology annotation, molecular function: 5'-3' RNA exonuclease activity; RNA binding. The transcript is spliced from 5 exons. Gene Ontology annotation, biological process: nuclear-transcribed mRNA catabolic process. Lineage: Eukaryota; Viridiplantae; Streptophyta; Magnoliopsida; Myrtales; Myrtaceae.
ACAUCCUCUCUCUCUCUCCUUUCUCUCUCUACAUCUCCGAGUUGACUCGCCGGAGCACGGCCGCGCCAUGGGAGUCCCCGCCUUCUACCGGUGGCUCGCCGAUCGGUACCCGAGCUCGAUCGCCGACGUCGUCGAGGACGAGCCGGCCGAUCGACCCCUCAAGGCCCAAACCCUAACGGAAUAAAGUUCGACAACCUGUACCGCGACAUGAACGGGAUCAUCCAUCCGUGCUUUCACCCCGACGGCAUGGGUGCUAUCAAUUUACUGGUGAUGGUUUAUAGGAGGGGGUUCACUGCCAUGGGAGGUUACCUUACUGAAGCAGGCGAGGUCAUGUUAGACAGAGUAGAACAUUUUAUCCACUCUGUUGCUGUCUACGAAUAUCAAAAUUUUCAGAAGCAGGCUCGCAUACAGCAGGCAUUGGAGAAUAAUGAAGAAAUGAGAUCUAGAUCAAGAAGAGUCAUCAGAAGAAUUACAAAGUCCAGUUGUUGACAAGGUUAGAUUAAGGGAGCCUGGAUACAAGGAAAGGUAUUAUGCAGAGAAAUUUCAUGUGUCAACUCCUGAGGAGAUAGAGAGAGUUAAGAAGGAAACGGUAAUUUUUUUCUUUGUAUCUUGAA